AUGUCUGACUUUGUGGGUGUUAUCUGGUUGGCCUCCUUUGGGGACUUCCGGGGGGUUCUGCAUCUGGCGGGGCGUCGCCUUGGCGGGGAGUUGAUGGACCCAUUUGCCAAAUUGGGUGUCCCAGCUGUAACAGAAGGUGUCAAAGUUGUUGACAGUUCAGGGACUGAGAUAGAUGAUGAUGUUUUUGAGGAAAUUGUGAAGGAUCCAUCCACUGGGGUUCUAACCAUCAAAUACGAAACAGAAUCUAUCUCCAUGGUAACCUCUCCAAAGUCCCAAUCAUCCGUUUGUUCAUGGGACUCCGACACAAUCAUCCUUGAAGACACUCCUACCAGAAAGCGUCAGAGGCUGGACUCUGAAGCUAUGCAACUGGUGAAAUCCAUUCUUACCAAGAAAUCAGGUGUAGAAUAUAUAAUAAAUGAAUACAACCGAACUAAGUCCUUGACAGAUGAGAGCAGAAGAAAAUUGGUGAAUAUACUGGCAGCUGAGAUGACAGAGAAGAAUGGUACAUCUCCAUCUAGACAGGUGAAGGAAAUGUAUGCACAAGGAAUUGUGAACUUGUUCCCCAACCUCAGAGACCCAUUUUCCAAGAAUGGCUAUGAACAUUUUUAUGAUAGCAACAGUAGUACUGGAGAAUUAAAACUAUUCAGAGAUGCAGUGCUAAAGAAAGACGAUCAUCAUUUGGAGGUAAUCCUAUAUUAUUCUGGAAAAAUGUAUUGAAUAGAA
Molecule: messenger RNA, 723 nt
Organism: Entelurus aequoreus (snake pipefish)
Lineage: Eukaryota; Metazoa; Chordata; Actinopteri; Syngnathiformes; Syngnathidae
Exons: 6
Coding region: 1-717 (238 amino acids)
Source: RefSeq, a predicted model, not a curated record